Owenia fusiformis is the source of this 2216-nucleotide messenger RNA. The record is from the annotation of a GenBank genome assembly. NCBI's taxonomy places the organism in Eukaryota, Metazoa, Annelida, Polychaeta, Sabellida, Oweniidae.
CACCAACUGUCUUGUCUAUAUCUGCCCAGCAUAACAGCCCUGGUGCAGUUCCAAAUAAUUGCUAUGGGACGCUACUGACGCGAACGGUUAUAUUGGUCCCGGCGACGUGUGUCUAUGAUCGAAAACUUGGGAAACCGUAUCGCAUGAUUAAAGUGAAUACCCAGUCUAUUGGCAAAACAAGAUCAGCAGUUCAUGUCUCUCCUACAUGGUUAAAGAAGGGGCAUACUUCGUACAACCUGGCUUUGGUUAUAAUACCAACCCAGAGGAGCACGCCUACGACUAAGUUAAAGUGGAACCCAUACACAAUUGAACAACUCCAAGUGAAUUUGAAGACCCCUACAAAGAAGUUUACUGGCUGUGUUAGCUUGAAGAAACUGGGGACUGCUUUAGAUGAAAACAAAGAUCACUUCAUUCCAUUCAAAUGCACAAAUUUAGCCACACCUGAAAGUAAAGGUGGCCCUAUAUACCAGACCAACAAAGGUGUCGAUGAGGUUUUCGGAUUGUAUAAUGGAGCUUGUACUAUAGGUUGGGGACUUAGAAGUAAAAAAGGACACUGCGGUGUAAGAGUUACAGAGAGAACGUACAAAGAGCUGUGUGUUGUGGCCAAGACGAAAGGUCAAACCAUAAAUGGAUGUGAAGAUGUUCUUCUGAACGAAGGUUCAGGAGACACAACUCCAACAAUUAUCACAACAGCAGCUGGCUAUACCGCCGUUGUUAAUACACCCAAAUCGGAAUAUGGCAUCUUGCUGCAAGUCUGUCCAGCAAAGGGAUGUUGCGGCUCAAGGAUUGAACAACUGCAGCGUUUGCCGAAUGUGUUCAGGGACACGGUGGUGCGCCAGAUCAACAUGGUGAAAUUCAAACUAGACGUGACUGAAACCCCUGCAAUGUUCUAUCGGCCAAAGGAAAAAGAUUCCUAUCUACAAUAUGAGGGAACGCACGGUGACUUUGAAGAAUGGAAAAAUCAAAUUUCAAAAGAGAUAGCUGCUGGAAAGAUUAGAAGAGGGAUAGGAAUUGAGGAAGAAGGAAUAGCACAUAGAGUUAAAAAAAGAGGCAGGAUUUCAAUUAUACAAGGACGUACUAUAGCUCAUACAUGUUUAGGAUCAAAACAGUCACAAGAUGUACCUGAAAGCAAUUCUGUACCAUCAUACUGCAAAUAUGAGAUUUGGAGACCUGAAUUCCGCCGGGAGGAACCAUAUCUAAUAGAUCUUGAUAUACGCCAGAUGAAAGGAUACUGCACGUUUAUGUGCCACCCAAGAUUGAUAGAUAAUGGUGCUUGUUUUGUGACGGUUGAUAUUGCUGACUACACAAAGGCUGAUGAGUGUAUUGACUAUUUGGAUGACUAUGGUCUCUGUCAGGGGAAGCCAGAUUGUAAAACCAGGAAAAGACCAAGAGACAAACGAUUCGUUGAUGAUCAUAACUGGAAAAACUGCAAAGGAAGCUUUAUUGGAGGGAAAGCACCCCAGUUUAAACCUGCAAUGGCUGAUAAAAACAUUUGUCAGGACCACAACACCGGAAAUCGAUUUUAUUAUGCAACAUUAUACUCGACUUCACAGAAAAUACCAGCAUGGUCGGCUUACAAAGUUGAGGAUUUAUGUACUUCAAAGGACAGGUCAUCAUCUUGGAGAAAGGAGAAGGAACUAGACUGUAAUGAUCAAGCAUCAAACGAUGAUUAUAAAAGUUCUGGAUAUCACAAAGGGCACCUGAACCCAAACGCUAUACAUAACUGUGACGUUAAAGUCAUGAAGUCUACUUUCACACUCACAAAUGCUGCACCCCAGCGUCCCACGUUUAAUAGUGGCAGGUGGAAUGCACAUGAAGGAAAGACGAGAAAAUAUCUCAAAGAGGAAUGUGUUAAAAACAGUGGGCAUCUAUACCUUAUAACUGGUACCCAAGAACCUUUUAGCGGAACUAUUGGAGCGGGAAAAGUAGGAAUACCAAAAUACUUUUGGACAGCUGGGUGUUGCAUCCAUAAAACCACUGGAAAUUACAUUGGAUCCUUUGCUUAUCGGAGUGAAAACAAAGAUAUUGAUGUUGUUGUAGACAUGGGAGUGAAGACACUCGAGGGGCACCUCAAAAUGGGAAGUAAAGAGCUAUUUCCCGGAAAUAUAAAGUGCUCCAAAAAAAGUUCUGACUUGAAAUGAUUACAUUAACAGCAAGGCAGAAAAGACUGAACAAUUCAAACAUCCAAAAUAGUUCUGUGUACUACUGCUCUGGAU